AUGGCGAUCGCGGCUGUCGGUCAAAUCUGUUCCACGGCCUCUCUGUCCCACAACCUAGAGCAGUGCGUGAGGCUCGUCGCCAAGGCCGCUGUCGGUGGUGCCAAAGUCCUCUUCCUCCCCGAAGCCGCAGAUUACAUCGCCUCAAGCCCGCAAGAAUCCCUCUCCCUAGCUCAACCGCAGUCCCAGUCCCCCUUCGUCCUCGGCCUCCAGGAAGCAGCAAAGACCCACUCCGUCGCCGUGAACGUCGGCAUCCACGUCCCCACAACAGACGCCCAGAAGCCGGCCGUAGCCGUAGACGCCAUCACUACCACUCCAAAGCUCCUCAACCGUAGCCUCUGGAUCAACGCAGACGGCACCAUAUUCCAAGCCGCAACCUACGAUAAGCUCCACCUCUUCGACUACGGCGCCCUCCGAGAAAGCGCAACAGUCCAAGCCGGCCCCUCACUCACGGCCCCAUUCCCCACCCCGGUCGGCCGCGCCGGCAGCCUCAUCUGUUUCGACCUCCGCUUCCCCGAACCGGCCCUCGCCCUGACGCAUCCGGGACCCAAGAGCCCCUUCCUCCCUGACAACAACGGCGGCCACGGCCCCGCCCAGAUCCUCCUCUACCCUUCCGCCUUCACCAUCCGGACGGGCCAGGCGCACUGGGAGACCCUUCUCCGGGCCCGCGCCAUCGAGACGCAGAGCUGGGUCGUCGCCGCGGCGCAGGUGGGCGCGCACAAUCCGAAGCGGAGCAGCUACGGCCACAGCAUGGUCGUCGAUCCCUGGGGCCGGGUCAAGCUGGAGCUGGGCGGCGUGGACGCCGAUGGCAGGGCCGAGGAGGGCGCCGAGGGGGCCAUUGGCUUUGUCGAUGUGGAUUUGGACGAGUGGGCUAAAGUCAGGGAGGGUAUGCCGUUGGCUAGACGGACGUGA
Messenger RNA from Colletotrichum paranaense, 909 nucleotides. RefSeq names its product carbon-nitrogen hydrolase. Lineage: Eukaryota; Fungi; Ascomycota; Sordariomycetes; Glomerellales; Glomerellaceae. The transcript has 3 exons. Gene Ontology annotation, molecular function: hydrolase activity, acting on carbon-nitrogen (but not peptide) bonds, in linear amides. The record is from RefSeq and is a predicted model, not a curated record. The coding region runs from base 1 to 909 and encodes 302 amino acids.